UGGAGCUUCAGGAGCGCAGAAGAGCAGAAUCUCCAGCACAGACACACACACACACUCUCACACACACACACAGGGAAUCUCCGCACAGCAUCAGCGGCUCUCCAGGGCAAUCAUCAUGACUCUGAGAGGACUGGUCUUGUUUCUCCUCCUCUGGAGUUCAGAGAGCAGCAGACACGCCGAAAUCCCAGACGACGACACCGUGUUCGACCUGUUCGAGCUCUCGCGCGUGCACAAGAAGAACCACGGUGUGAGUCUGGUUAAAGGCCCGGAUCCCUACAGCCCGGCGUAUAAGAUCCUGAACCCGAGCCUGAUCCCACCGGUGCCGGAUCUAUCGUUCCGAGAUCUGCUGUUCUCCAUCCAGACGGAGCGCGGGUUUGUGUUUACCGCGAGUCUGAAGCAGGUGAAGCGCACACGGGGGAGUCUGCUCUCGGUGGAGCGCACAGACGGCUCCGGCUCUGUCUUCGAGAUCAUCUCCAAUGGGAAGGCCAACACGCUGGAUCUGGUAUUCUGGAGCGCUGGCGGGCAGCAGGUGGUGUCGGUGGAGGAGGUGGAGCUGGCGGACGGACACUGGAGGAACAUUACACUGUUCGUGCAGGAGGACCGCGCACAGGUGUACGUGGGCUGCGAGGAGAUCAACACACAGGAGCUGGAUUUACCGAUACAGCAGAUCCUGGAUCAGCAGAACGCAGAGAUAUCCAGAUUGAGGAUCGCCAAAGGAGCUGCCAAAUCUGACCGCUUCAUGGGAGUUCUCCAGAAUGUGCGGUUUGUGUUUGGAACGACGGUGGACGCGAUUUUACGCAAUAAAGGAUGCGAGAGCUCGAGCUUCAUCCCUGAUGUCCUGACCCUGGAGAAACACGUCAACGGGUCGAGUCCCGCCAUCCGCACCGACUACACUGGACACAAGACUAAAGAUCUGCAGGACGUCUGCGGUUUCUCCUGUGAUGAUCUGACCAGCAUGUUUAAGGAGCUGAAGGGUCUCGGUGUGGUGGUGAAGCAGCUGUCCAAUGAGCUCCGGCAGGUGACUGCAGACAACAGCUUAAUCAUGACGCAGAUUAAAAUCCACGAAGGAGUUUGUCUGCACAACGGCAUCGUGUAUCGGGAUCGAGACGAGUGGACGGUGGACAGCUGCACACACUGCACAUGCCAGAACUCUGCCACUGUGUGUCGUGAGAUCUCCUGUCCGCUGAUGCCCUGCGCCAACGCCACGGUGCCCGAGGGUGAAUGCUGCCCACGCUGCGGCACACCGAGUGAUGCGGGUAUUGACGGCUGGUCCCCUUGGUCUGAAUGGACGCUGUGCUCUGUGUCGUGCGGUCGAGGGAUUCAACAGCGCGGACGUUCCUGCGACCGAAUCAACAGCAACUGUGAUGGCACAUCGGUCCAGACCAGAGACUGCUACACGCAAGAGUGCGACAAACGCUUUAAGCAGGACGGUGGCUGGAGCCACUGGUCCCCCUGGUCCUCCUGCUCGGUGUCGUGUGGUGAUGGCCUCAUCACUCGCAUCCGGCUCUGCAACUCCCCGACACCGCAGAUGGGCGGCAGAGACUGCGCAGGAGAAGGGCGCGAGACUGAACCCUGCCAGCAAGACCCGUGCCCAGUGAACGGCGGCUGGGGUCCAUGGUCUCUGUGGGACAGUUGUUCGGUCAGCUGUGGUGGAGGGUUACAGCGCAGACACCGCCUGUGCAACAGCCCCGCUCCCAAAUACGGAGGAAAAGACUGUCUGGGCGACUCCAAAGCUGCCCGAAUGUGCAACGCUCAGUCCUGUCCUGUAGAUGGCUGUCUCUCGAACCCGUGCUUCAGUGGAGCCAAAUGCAACAGCUUCCCUGAUGGCUCCUGGAGCUGCGGAGAGUGUCCGGCUGGGUACACUGGAGACGGGACACACUGUGAGGACAUCAAUGAGUGCAAAGAAGUUCCAGACGCCUGCUUUGUGCUGAAUGGAGUCCAUCAGUGUGAGAACACAGAACCAGGCUACAACUGUCUGCCGUGCCCACCGCGAUACUCCGGACCGCAGCCCUACGGCAGAGGCACAGAGCAGGCCAUUGCUAACAAACAGGUUUGCACAGCAAGAAACCCAUGUGCGGACGGUAGCCAUGACUGCAAUAAAAACGCCAACUGCAUCUACCUGGGCAUCUUCUCGGACAUCAUGUACCGCUGCGAAUGUAAACCUGGAUACGCCGGGAAUGGACACAUCUGUGGGGAGGAUCCGGAUCUGGAUGGCUGGCCCAACACAGACCUACACUGUGUGGAAAACGCCACUUACCACUGCAAGAAGGAUAACUGCCCUGACCUUCCCAACUCUGGACAAGAAGACUACGACAAAGACGGCAUUGGAGACGCUUGUGACCAUGAUGAUGACAAUGAUGGGAUCCCUGAUGACGGGGAUAACUGCCCGUUCGUCUUCAACCCAAGACAAUACGACCAGGACCGUGAUCAAGUGGGCGACAGUUGUGAUAACUGCAUAUACGACAGUAACACCGACCAGACAGACACCGAUAAUAAUGGAGAAGGAGAUGCAUGUGCGAUUGACAUCGAUGGGGACGGCAUUCUGAAUGAGAAGGACAACUGUCCAUAUGUGUACAACACCGACCAGAGAGACACUGACCGGGACGGAGUCGGUGACCACUGUGAUAACUGCCCACUGGAGCACAACCCUGACCAGAUUGACUCCGACUCCGACACCAUUGGAGACAAGUGUGACAGUAACCAGGAUAUCGAUGAGGACGGACAUCAGAAUAACCUGGACAACUGCCCCUACAUCCCCAACGCCAACCAGGCCGACCACGACAAGGACGGAAAAGGAGACGCCUGCGAUCAUGAUGAUGACAACGAUGGCAUUCCUGAUGACAGAGACAACUGUAGACUCGUCUUCAACCCCGAUCAGCUGGAUUCAGACGGUGAUGGCAGAGGUGACGCCUGCAAGGACGACUUUGACGAUGAUAACGUGCCAGAUAUUUACGAUGUUUGUCCGGAGAACUUUGCCAUCAGUGAAACAGAUUUCCGCAGAUUCCAGAUGGUUCCUCUGGAUCCCACGGGAACUUCCCAGAUUGACCCCAAUUGGGUCGUCCGUCACCAGGGCAAAGAGCUUCUGCAGACGGUCAACUGUGAUCCUGGCAUUGCUGUUGGUUUCGACGAGUUCAACGCUGUGGACUUUAGCGGCACGUUCUUCAUCAACACAGACCGGGAUGACGACUACGCCGGCUUUGUGUUCGGUUACCAGUCCAGCUCUCGCUUCUAUGUGGUGAUGUGGAAGCAGAUCACGCAGACAUACUGGUCCCACACGCCCACCAAAGCCCAGGGCUAUUCAGGACUCUCCAUUAAAGUGGUCAACUCCACCACCGGGCCCGGAGAACACCUCCGCAAUGCACUCUGGCACACCGGUGACACCGAAGGACAGGUGCGAACUCUGUGGCACGACCCCAAGAACAUCGGCUGGAAGGAUUUCACGGCCUACAGGUGGCACCUGAUCCACAGGCCCAAAACUGGACACAUCAGAGUUAUUAUGUAUGAAGGCAAGAAAGUGAUGGCAGAUUCAGGAAGUGUCUACGAUAAGACAUAUGCUGGAGGAAGACUCGGCCUGUUCGUCUUCUCUCAAGAGAUGGUUUACUUCUCAGACCUCAAAUACGAAUGCAGAGAUGUAUAAUGGAGGAUUCCCCGACGGACCUUUCUGUUGUUUUCUGCAGUUUAAAUUAGUGCUGUCAAAUGAUUAUCCACACCCAAGAUAAAAGUUUGUAUUUACAUUUUUAUAUAUAUGUGUGUGUGUGUGUGUGUGUGUGUGUGUGUGUGUGCGUGCUUUGUAUAUUUAUGUAUAAAUAUACACACAUACUGUACAUAAAAUUAAUAAAUAUACAAGAGGAAUAUAUUUACAUAUAAUUUGAAUUAUAUAAAUAUAAACAAACAUUUUAUUGAAUAUAUUAUAUACAAUAUAAACACUUUACACACAAAUAUAUUUAGUAAAUAUGAAUUUUAUUCAGGUUUCAGGAUUAAUGGUUUGACAGCACUAGCUUAAAUAUGUUGUGUUAUAAAAGUCUUCUGUGGUGGAACCGAGGAUCCAAACGUGAAGUCCUGAGUGGAAAACAAAGCUGAAAUCAGCGGAAUAAGGGAAGCUCUUCAGUAACGUCUGAUCUGUGUGGACUUGAGCACAGAAAUGAAGUAAAGCUUGGGGAUCUGACUGUAGGAACGUCCAGGAAUGAUGCACAUUUGACUCUGAGCUCUUCUGCUUGCCAUUGAGACGUCCAGAUCUGAAGGAUCAUUUUGAUUCCUUUUGAUCAGAUCGAUGUUCACCAGUGUGUGUUUCUCAGGGCUAGAAGGACCUUCAACAUGCAAACAUAACUUCUGUAUGUUUGUUAAGGAGCAGGAAUUGGAGGCGCACUUGUUUAAUUUAUUUAUUGUGUUGAGAGGAGAUGGAUGCAUGUGGACUCAUCUCACAAAUAAACAACUGGAGAGUAUUUCAGACUGAGGACUAUAGAUAUAUAUAUACAUAAAUGUAUACAAUUAUUACCUCACUGAUGUUUAAGAAAAAAUAUAUGAAUAAUUAAAUUCGAGUUUAUUUUUGAGCCACUUCUGUAAAUAAUACAAUCUAUUUUUGUUUCGGAAGAGACCCCCCCCCCCCCCCCCCCCCCCAGUGCAGAAUAUGAAUGGAAAUUAUUGAUAUAAAUAGUUUAUGCAUAAUGUUGUUGUUAAAGUAAGUUAUUGGUUUAAGUUUCCUGUUGUCAUGUCAUAUGUGUAGAUAUCUGCUAUUUAAAUAAUUUAUAAUGAACUGUAACCUGACAUUGGAAGUGUUUAUAUAAACUGUUUGCACACUGAUGAGGAUAUUCUUAGUUUUUUAUGAUGUUUAAGGAUGCUUCAGUGUCAGUUUUGUUACUAGUUUUACACAAUAUUGUUGUUUAAUUAUCAAUUCUUUUGUAAAAUCACAUGAACAAUAAAUACUUUUGAGUAAAAA
Danio aesculapii is the source of this 4936-nucleotide messenger RNA. Its product is annotated as thrombospondin-1-like. Lineage: Eukaryota; Metazoa; Chordata; Actinopteri; Cypriniformes; Danionidae. Gene Ontology annotation, biological process: negative regulation of angiogenesis; cell adhesion. Gene Ontology annotation, cellular component: extracellular region. The coding region runs from base 116 to 3637 and encodes 1173 amino acids. The transcript has 23 exons. Gene Ontology annotation, molecular function: protein binding; calcium ion binding. The record is from RefSeq and is a predicted model, not a curated record.